AUGGCUAAGACCAAAUACGAGAUUACUGCUGAUCCAGAUACAAUAAUCAUUUUGCAAAAUCCAGAUGCCGCCUUCGCAUCUUGGAGCCUCACGGGGGGUGGUCGGGAUCAUAUGGCAUUGGCUCACGAAUCUGCUGUCGACAAUUCUGCUGUCGACAAUCCUGCUGUCGAAUAUUCUGCUGUCGACAAUCCUGUUGUCGAAUAUUCUGCUGUCGACGAGAUUACUCCUGGAGGUGCCGAACAAGAGACUGAUCUUAUUAUCGCGAAUGAAGCAAACAAAUCGAACUCGACCGAGGGAGAUGAAGUUUGGUACUAUGUCUCUCGACGUCACUUGACAGCAGUAUCACCUAAAUUUGAGCGCGUGCUCGUUGACGCCAACUGGAAAGAAGGGACUCGCGACGAGAACGAUGGUCUCUUUCAUGUGUCUGCCACAGAUUGGGACAGCGAAGCGCUGCGUUACUUUCUGCAGGUCCUGCAUCUCCGCAAUAGUCAAGUACCACGCGAAGUAUCCUUGGAGAUGCUUGCCAAGAUAGCUGUUCUGAUCGACUUCUACGAUUGCGCAGAAGCGCUGGAGCCGUUUACUGAGAGAUGGGUAGAGCAUGCACGGGUGGUCUCCCCUGUUCCUUCUGACUUCUGCCGAGAUCUCAUCCUUUGGAUGUGUAUAGCUUGGGUGUUAAAGCUUCCAAACGAGUUCUUGCAGACCACAAGGGUAGCAAUCAAAGAAAACGAUCGAGAAUUCCCAACACUUGGCCUCCCGAUCACCGCUUGCGUUGACAGGAUCGAAGAGUCACGGACGCAGGCUAUUGACACUAUCUUCUCUCAGUUGCAGAGCCUCCUCGAGGAACUCGGCAGUCCGCAAUACCAAUGCCCAAGCGGGUAUCCAUUUGAGUGUGGGUCAAUGCUGUAUGGUGCUUUGACUAAAGAGAUGGACUUGCAACAAUUGUUACCAGCACCAGUCGCACCAUACUCCGGAUUAAGUAUGGUGGAGGUGUAUAAGAGGAUUCAACGCAUUAGAUCUCCCGUAUGGUUCUUCUCAGGGCAUAGACAGAAACAAAUUCAGCAUUCUUGCGAUCUACGCGUAAAAGUAAUGGCAAUUGCUGACUCAGCCACUCGUCUUGCAAUUGGGCCUGGACUGGAGGAUUUCAAGUCUCAUUGA
Messenger RNA from Plenodomus lingam JN3, 1155 nucleotides. RefSeq lists its product as uncharacterized. The record is from RefSeq and is a predicted model, not a curated record. NCBI's taxonomy places the organism in Eukaryota, Fungi, Ascomycota, Dothideomycetes, Pleosporales, Leptosphaeriaceae.